Messenger RNA from Cercopithifilaria johnstoni, 21432 nucleotides. NCBI's taxonomy places the organism in Eukaryota, Metazoa, Nematoda, Chromadorea, Rhabditida, Onchocercidae. The record is from the annotation of a GenBank genome assembly.
AUGGCCAGCGAAUAUAAUUCGAAAAGCGCUGGAAAUGAAUGGAGCGAACGCUGUAAAAUUGCGAGGCAACAAAAUGGAUGUGAAGAUCAAGAAAAGAGCAAAAUGAUCAAGGGUCAAAUAUGCAGUAAUGAAUGGGAGGGAAAUAAAUCAAAACGAUUGAAUAUCAGAAGAAAACAAAAGGAUGAUAAAGGAUCAAGCAAAGAUAAAAAAGGAUUAGGAUUCGAAGAUAACAUAAAUUUUAGAAAUACAAUUCAAAAUCACGACGUUGAAGGAUCGGAAGGAAAAGAAUGGGCAGAAGCUUUCGAAAUACCGGGAUUAUUGAUAAAUAUCCAGAGAAAAUGCACAUUAUCACUGUCAUCAUUUCAAAUGCUAUCAGAUACUUUUCAACAAUAUCACACUCAUUGCUGCAAUGCAUUUCAUACAUGUCAGAAUGAUUCGACAACAGAAACAUUAAAUCAAUGUGCUGCAAUAACAUACGCUAUCAUCAGAUUACUAUUCCACAUUGGCUACAAUCCGGAAAGAAUAGCAGUUUCCGGACUUGAUACAUUGAUGCUGUUGGCUGCCAAAGAUGCGAUGAAACUUGAAGAUGCGUGUUUCGCGUGGAAAACUGUCGCAUCUUUAAAAAAAGAUAGUAAUAAUCCGGAGAUUGCUAAGCAAAUCAAUGCAAUAUUAUUAAAGUUAGAUAUUAACUUUCAGAAAACAAUUUCACUAAUUAGUGUUGAACGUCUAACAUUGUUAGAUACUGAAUCUCUCACAGCAACGAUUCUAACCAGUGAUGAACAAAAUCAACAAUUCAUAAAUAGUCAAGUAAAAUCAUAUGUGAUAUUUGGUUCCUGGAAUAAUUGUACAAUGAAGCAUAUUGAAAAUUUUGAUGAUUUCAUAGCAUUUGUUACCUUUCAAAAAAAUUCUAAACUUCUCGAAGCUUUGAGAAAAGUUUUAAUUCAAAAGAAAGGUAUUUCCAACUUUCCUUUGAAAAACCAACUUCACCAAUCGAAAAAACCAUUGAAUCAAAGUGUUACGGAAACUUUGAGCGUGCAGGUAAACUUGAAAGAGAAAAAAUACUUAUUCACCCAUUUAAUAUAUAACUGUAACAUAUUAUCAGCUGCGACAUUGCUUGCUACUAUUUAUAGCGUAUUAUCAAAUAAAAGGUGCAUUUUAAAAGAUAUAACCUUCGUUUUUCCCGUUACUUUUGCAUCUGAAAGUGAAACUAUUAAUUUUAAAAUUCGAAUUUCUUCUGAAAUAUGCACUGUUACAUAUUCAAAUUGUCAAUGUCUUACAUUUCGACUUAGUGAACUCUGUCCAGGAAUACAUUCUGAAUCCAGCGAUAAUUGGGAAUGUCAAGGUAUCUUUCAUGACAUUAAUAAAUUAGAUGCCAGAUUUGAAUACAAUGCAAAAUCAGUUACAGAAGAAGAAUUUUAUGCAAAAAUGGAGCAGCAUCAUUAUCAGUAUAAUGAAGAAUUUCGCUGUGUCCGAAAGUUACGAAUGAUAAGUAAGGAUAGUGGUACGGUAGAGCUUUCGCGAAGCGCACAUCUUGAUGUUCUGAUUGAUGGAGCUAUGCAAGCAAUCGUUUUUAUUUAUAUUCAACAAUAUGGCACAAAACUGCCAACUUUAGUACCGUUCCAUAUUUGGAAAGUGGAGAUUGCUAGCAUAACGGAACAAGCAAUUUUAAUGGAAAAAUGUGAAGAUGCUAAUAUAUUGGCAUCUGUUAAAGCUGAAUUUGUUAAAGCUGAACUGCUUUUGGGUUCAUUUAAAUUUAAAACUAAUGAAAUCUCUGUUGCAGCGCAUGCUGUAAGUUUUUAUCCAAUGACUCCUGAUAAUAUAAUGAAAUCGUUGAAAAGAGAAAGAGUCCUAUCGACUAAUUCUUUUAAACCACGGAUCGAUUCUCAUCCUGAAGCAUCGUUAAGACCAGAAUUGGAAGAAUUGAUGAAUAAAAACGAGUUAUCAGAAAUGACAUCGAAUCAAUUGGCACGACAAGACAAAAGAUUAAUAUGCAUUAAAUCAAUUGCAUGCCGUUUACCCAAAACUGUUCAUGAUCCAGCUGACUUUUGGGAUGCUCUUAAAACCGGUCAAAUAAUGGCAAGUAAAAUUCCAUGUUCAAGGAUCAAGGGAAGGGAUAGUUUAGCUCAAGGCCAAUAUGGUCAUUCUGUUAGGUGUGCUAAUUUCUUAGCAAAUGAUAUCAGUCAUUUUGAUGCAACGUUUUUUGGCAUUUCACGAAGUGAAGCAGAAAAAAUAGAUCCACAGCAACGAAUACUUUUGGAAUGUGUAUAUGAAUGUAUGGAAAAUGCUGGAUUAACCUCAUUGAGAGAUGCUGGAUUUUUUGUCGGUUUCAUGUCAAAUGAAUAUCCGGAUAUUGUGAAAAGUCAGGAUGCUGUGUCGAUGCUUGGUUCAAGCGCUAGUGUUGUUAGUGGACGAUUGAAUUAUUUGUUUGGAAGUACUGGACCAGCAAUUACAAUUGAUACAGCGUGUAGUUCGAGUUUAGUUGCAUUGCAAGCAGCAAUUCAUGCAUUACUUGAAGGACAUUGUACUAUAGCUGUUGUUGCUGGAGUUAAUUUAAUUUUAACGGAACAAAGUAUCGGUCAACGAGCGAAUGGUAAUUUAUUAGCUGAUGAUGGCAUGUGUCGUAGUUUUGAUGCACGAUCAAGCGGCUAUGGAAGAGCAGACGGAUGCGUAGCCCUUCUUUUAAGUAUCGUCAAUAAAACAGUAGAAGGAAAUGACUGUGCGGCAAGCAUUGUUUCAACAUGCAUUGGUCAUAAUGGGCAAAGUGUUUCACUUACUGCACCUAAUGGCCGUGCCCAAGAAAAGUUACUCCGAGAUUGCUUAAGUAAGAUUCAAGGCAAUCAACCUGUUAAAUAUUGGGAAACACAUGGAACAGGUACCGUAAUUGGUGAUUCAAUAGAGCUGAAAGCAUUACAAGCAAAUUUACAGCAAUGUUUGAUUAGCACUGUAAAGACACAUUUUGGACAUUCAGAAGCCGCCGCUGGUGCUGCUGGAUUGGCCAAAAUUUUACUACAGUUUAAAUAUGAAUACAUUCCGGAACAUGGAUCCUACGAAUUUUUGCAAAAUUUACGAGAUGGAACUUUAUAUUUACCUGUUAUUGGUGAAGAAUGGAUAGGAGGUGCAAUAGCUGGAACAAGUUCAUUUGGUAUUAGUGGGACAAAUGCUAUGAUAAUAUUACAAUCUGAAAAAAGAAUUUUUAAGCGAUCGAAAAAAAGGGUAACAGCAAAACGGGAAACGUAUAUUUGUCCAAUAUCAGCAAAAAGUAAGGAAUCGUUGAAUAUGUUAGCGAUGAGCUAUCAAACAAUGCUUGAAAAUACUUUUCAUAACAUAAAAGAUGUUUGUUCAACAGCAGCGCUUCAUCGGAAUCACAUGCAAUAUCGUGCCAUCAUUUUACUACGUAAAAGAAAGAUUAUGCAAAAAUGGAUGAAUUAUGAAAAUUUUGAAAAAAAAGCAAUGAUAGGAUUGAAGUUGUACAGUAAAUCAUAUCUGUACAUACUUCCCUGGCUUUAUUUGACCUUUCCGAAAUUUAGGAUAAAUUUCAAAAUUUAUUAUCCACUAAUGAAGGGUUUUGUAACGCAACAAAUUUCAACAGAAUUUCAACGAACACAAAAUAUUGUUAUUCUAUCAGGCCUUUUAGGUUUAAUUACAUUUUUACAGGAUAUCGGUAUUAAAAUAAAAGCUAUUCACGCCUAUGAUAGUCUAUCGCUCACUGCAGCUCUAUUAAUUACUGAUAAAUUAAAGUUUACUAACCUUAACAACACAGUGUACUCAAAUAUAGAAAUUUUUACCCAAAAAAUUUCAACAACGAGUACGUAUAUGGAUAAUUAUAAAUGGUAUAAAUUAUAUACUAUAAAAGAUGGAGAAACUUUUGAAUAUGAAUUAGCGGAAAUGAUUGCAACAUCUUACCUGCAAGGAGAUUAUAUUAAUUGGACAUGCUUGUACUCACUACCACUUUAUCCGAUUACACUUCCUAAUUAUCAGUUUAGACGUGAAUCGUAUUGGAUUACCGAAAAUUCAGCAACAAUCGAUCAUUGGUUAAUUGGAAGAUUAAUCAAAGAUGAAGAAAACGAAUGCAUUUUCAUUAAUCAAAUCAGCAAAAUGACAAAUGGAGAAUUGAUGGUUAUCAAAUUUAGUGGACAAAUGCGCUUGUCUUUUGGUAUUUGUUGUGAGGCUAUCAUACAAGCACUUCAACUUACCUUUUUGAAGAAUAUUACCGAUCAAUCACGAUACUAUUCCUUCAACGAUAUAACAAUGAUAAAAUAUCGCGUGCAAGAAAAUGAUUGGAUAAAAACAACAAUUAAGAAGCAUAUAGACGAGAAGUAUCACGUAAAACUAACGUGCGCCUCAAAUAUUAUUUGUGAAGCAAACAUUAUCCUUACUGCUUCUACAAUUCCAACGAAGGCAUUAAAUAUCAAUCAAAUUGGAAAUUUUAUCACAAAGCCGAAUUUUUACGAAACUCUGAACGAUAAAGGAAUAUUUUACGAGAGAAUUUAUCAAAUAAUCACCCAUGCUUCUUCAAAUGGAAGAAUAUUUGUAACAAAAUGUCGCUGUCAAAUUUUUCUUCUGAUGGAAGCGAUAAUACAAACAGCAUGUUAUCUUAAUCUUUUAAAUCCAUACGACAUUUAUGGUGAAAAAAAAUUCACCAUCGAAAAUUUAAAUUUUCAUAUAUUUUUGUCCGAUUCAAUGUAUGUGUGGAUAGAAAAUCGCGAUAUAGUUGUGUAUAAUGAAAGUGAUAAGAUGAUGAUAAGUGCAAAUUUGAAUUAUAAAAAAGCCAAAAAGAAAUUUAGCAAAAGGAAGUGUCAGAAAAAAAAAAAUGAAGUAAAAUCGGAUCAAUUUAUUGGCUUUUCGUCUAUCAAUUAUGAAGAAUGUGCUGAUAAAGUACGACAAGCAGUUGAAGAUAUCCGCAAAAGCGAUAAACCAAUUAUUAAUGAACAAUCAUCAGCAUCAUUCACUGAACUUGGUCUUGAUUCGUUAUCGCUUAUUGACCUUGCUAAUCGCCUAAAUACUAUUUAUUUUCCUAAUUUUCAAAUUGGUGCUGUUGAUCUUUUCAAUUACCCAAAUAUUUUUUUGUUAGCUGAUGCGAUCUAUAAUCGUAAAAUAUCAUCAGCGAUUACUAAUAAUAAAGAGGAAAAGAUGCACCAAAUGAUGGAUAAACAUUCUGAUAUUAUUACUACUUUGGACAAACCCACUCGUAGAAGAUCUCGAAGUCAAAAUAAGCAUUGGUUAUCGACGAUGGAUAAAGAUGAAAGUUGCGCAUUUGCACAAAUAUUCUAUAAGGGGCAGUCAAAAAAUGAUUGUACAACUCUCAUUAUUACUGAUAAGCAAUUUAUAUCAGAAAAGAAACUGGAUAAAGAAUUGGUAAUCAUUGCAAGUAACAAAAAGCAAAAAUGUAAAAGCACUGAAGAUGACACUGGAAUACUAUAUUUUAAUGCCAGAAAUCCUAAAAAUUUUAAGCGCUAUUUUUCACCGCAUUUAGAUGAUCAAAAAACAAUUAUGAUCAGAUUUGACUUGAGCCGCAAUUUUCCUUUACGAUAUCUUGCAGAAAUUUUACUUCAUCUUACAGAAGCAAUCAUUCAAUCCAAACAUACUUACAUAUUUUCCAGUAAGUCUGAAUGCGGAAGCGCUAAUGCAUUUGCAUUAGGAUUUUCUAAAAGUUUAUCAGCAGAAUUAUAUCCCAAAGUGCAAUAUGAAUGGAAUUUUAUUUUAAAAAAAAUUUCAAGUUUAACGAAAUAUAUGGAGAAAUUACCAAAGUCAUUGCAAGCAGAUGAUGAUAAUUCGAAGGAAAGAUGGCUUAUUACUGGAGGUCUUGGUGGAAUCGGCUGGCAAAUGGCUAAAUUUAUAGGAUACAACCGAAGAGUUUCCCAUCUUUUUCUACUUGGUAGAAAGCGACCAAAGGAAAUACAAAGUGAAGAAAUGAACAAAAUGCGUGAUAGUGUAGGCGUUGAUGUACGUGCAGUUUCCGUCGAUUUGACAUCUAAAAUUCAAAUGAAAGAAUUCUUUGAAAAGUUACAAAUAUCCUUAACAAGUAUUAUUCAUAGUGCGGGAUGUAUUCAUGAUGCUUUAGCAUCCAAACAAAACAUUUCAACUUUUCGACUUGUAACUGAAGCGAAAUGUGAUGGAUUAUUAAUUUUGGAAAAACUAUGUCUUUCACACCCAAUCAGACAUUUUAUUGUUAACUCGUCCAUUUCUGCAAUAAUUGGUAAUGCUGGCCAAUGUAACUAUUCAGCAGCUAAUGCUUUUAUUGAUGAAAUCAUGGUUGAACGGCAUGCAAAAGGACUUCCGGCAACAAUAAUUAAUUGGGGAAAUUGGCUGGAAAUUGGAAUGGCUGUUAAAGCUAACAAAAUUUUGAACAUAAUGGGAUUUAUCGGUUUAAAAACCCAAAAAGCGAUGAAUUAUUUACAAAUUGCCAUUGAUUAUUCACCGGCAAGAAUAAUUGUCACUCAGAUUGAUGUCCGAAAAAUUCUACGCUACCGUCCUGAUUUAUCUGUUGUAUUUCUGAAUAAUACAAAUGAAAAUAAUACUUUAAAAAUCAGAAAGAAUGUUCAACAGGCUCUAAGCCAAGAUUGUCAACCCAAGAUGUCAAGCUCUAAGCCAAGAUUUGUCAAGCAAUGCAAUAAAAACAUAGAAGAAAAUGGCAGAAUUUAUAAAAAUAACAUCAAUCGCCUCAAAUUAGUAAUCGUCGAAAUCUUGGAGGAAAUAACUGCACAAGCGAUAACUAACGAGGAUUACCAAAGAAGUUUUAUGGAUCUUGGUCUUGAUUCUCUUAAAAUAUAUCGAUUUGUAAGUGGGUUAACGAAAAAAAUUGAAAUAAAGCCUACUCUAAAUGUAUUGGCGAUAUUUGAGCAUCCAACAAUCGAUCAACUUUCUCAUUAUAUCGGGUCACUAUUCUGCCGUAUAAGAGAACGUUCAGAAAUGGUAACAAAUGGCGAUAAUUUCCCAUCAAAGCAUAAAAAAAAUUUAGAAAAUACAGCUAAAAAUUUUAAACUUUUUGUGCUCCACUUAAAAGACGGAGAGAAGUUGCGAAAGGAAAAAUUUCAUUUUCUCGACCCGUUUGAACAGUCGUCAAAAAUCUCAGAAAUAUCAUCGGAUCGAUCAUUUGAACAAGAUCAGUCUAACGGUUGCUUCCAUAUUAUUUGGGGUUCAAAAUACAAAAUACUGCGAAAUAGUUCGCUACGCUUUGAAAUUAUUCCUAAUAACAAGCAAUCCCGAAAGCCAAUCAUCUCCUUUAUAGUCAGUGGUCAAGGAGGUCAAGUAUGGAAUAUGGGUAGGCAGCUCAGUUGUAUUUUUCCAUUUUUUCGAAAAAAAUUCAAUGAAACAUUAAAUGCUGCCACUCGAUAUAUGCCCGAGAAAUGUGUAAAUAUUCGGGACAUAAUUUACCAAUGGCGUCAUCGAGAAUUACUAUAUAAAACAGAAUACGCUCAACCGAUUAUUUACUGUUUUGCAUACACACUUGCUAAAUUUUACGAAUUUUGCGGUGUACAAGCUAAUUUUUUUGUUGGGCAUAGUAUUGGAGAAAUUGUGGCUUGUACGUUAGCUGGUCGAAUAUCAUUCGACGAUGCAUUAAAAUUGGUUAUACGACGGGGAGAAAUUCUUGGAUUUACCAGAGGGAAGGGCAAAAUGAUUGCAGUAAGGGAAAAUGAUGCCAAAAAACUUCAACGAUACAGUGGGAUGAGUAGGGCAGCAGAAAAUAGUUACAAGCAAAUUGUUCUAUCAGGCGAUAAUCGAUCAGCCAAAUUAUGCUUUCAUUUUGCACAAUCAUAUCAAUGUCCGGUCACAGUAAUUGAUGAUUGUUAUCCAUUUCACAGUUCAGCGAUUGAUGAUACACUAAAUGAUCAAUAUAUGAUGGAUUGUAGAAAAGUGAAAUUAAAAAAAACGAAAACACGAAAUAUUGUUAGCAGUUGUACCGGAAAAUUUAUGGAGCACAAAAUGGAACCGAUCGCUGCGAUCAAAUCUACUGUGUUUUUCAAAAGAUGCGUGAAAACACUGUAUGACCAAAACACUAAUAUAUGGCUUGAGAUAGGUAAUGGUGAAAUUUUGACAACGUUUGUGAGAAAUAUGCUGGGAUCUACACCGGAUACAUUGAUAUGUUCAGCAAUUAGAAAUGAUAAGCAAGAAGUGGAUUCAUUCAUUCACUCAUUAUGUCAACUUCAGAUUUUUGGAGUUAAGAUUAAAUGGGAACGAAUAUGUAAUAAAAUAAAUGGUAAUAAUUCUGAGGAAACUAUGAAAUCAUGUGAGAAAAGGACCGAAAAGAAAAUGAUAAUUAGAAAAGAAAAUGAUAUGGCACUGAUUGAGCAGCAUCUUAUCAAUGGUGAAAUAAUAUUACCUGCAGCAUUUAUCAUCGUUAAAUUUGUUGAAUUUGCUAAAAACUCAUUAAAAAGAUACAUUGGCAAAUCAAAAAUGCGAAGAUUAUUUUUUGAACACAAAACGAUCGCUUUUGAAGCAUUAAAGUUGGAUAAGCGAGUGAGUGAAAUUGAUCUAAACAAAUUGGGAAUAAAAUUCGAUCCAUCUGAAUUGAUUCUGACAGAUAACAUUAGCAAAUAUAGCAGUUGCCGGUUAGCUAAUGAAGAGUGCACAAAGAAUUUGGAACAAAUGAAACAAAUCGAUGCUUUAAUUACAUUACGAAUUAAGUACGAACAAUUAAAGAGAAAAAUGAAUAAAUUAUCUCAUCGAGCAUUUUAUGAAACAAUGAGAAGAAGCGGUUUGCAGUAUGGACCAAAGUAUCAAAUGUUACGGGAAAUAUACUAUAAAGGUUGUCUUAUUGGUGCAACAUUGAUCAAUGUUACUGAUCUAACUGAACUUCUUGAUGGAGCUCUUCAACUACUUUCUGCCGCUCUUCUAGCCAAUGGCAAAUCAACAGUUUAUAUUCCAUUUGCAAUCGAUGAUAUCAUAAUCAAAUAUGAUAUGAAAACUGCACACAAUUCUUUCCACGCUUAUGGAAUUAUCUCGAAACGUAUUGAUAAUAUUAUCAAAGGGUCAGUUGUUAUUUACAAGGAUGGCAAUCAAGUCAUCAUUCUAAACAACGUUAUAGCAAUUGAUAUUAGUGCUAACAAGCCCAUCAUAUCAAUCAAACAUCGCAAUCCAUCAGAUUCCCUAUAUUCGACUGGUACUAAAAUCAAGCAUCCUGCAAUCACAGAUAAGAAUGGUGAGAAAAAACAUAUUGAAAUGAAUUCGAAAAAUGAUGCUGUUAAUGCGUUAACAACUGAAAUCAAGAAGGAUAAAAAGUCUAUUCGGAAUGAAACGUUGCAAAUUGAAAUUGUCAGUUAUGUUGGUCAAUUUCCUGGUUCUGCAGUUGAUUGCGCUUCGUUGUGGAAUAAUCUGAAAACAGGAACAAGCUUGCACUUCUCCAGCAAUAUACAAAAAUUUCAAACCGAUAUUACCUUCUUUGAUCCAAUAAAAUUUGGUAUUACACCUAAAGAGGCUGCUUAUAUCGAUCCUCAACAGAGAAUUCUCUUAGAGAUGGCACAAAAAACGAUUGAAAAUGCUGGAUUAGAAAAAUUAGAUAGUGGAACGGGAGUGUUUAUUGGUGUAAGUUCGAGUGAUUUUGCUCAGAAGGCAUAUCGAGAGAUUGAAGAUACAAGUCCUUACCUGAGUACCGGUACAAAUCAAAGCGCUUUAGCUGGUCGCAUUGCUUAUUGGUUCAAUUUAAAAGGACCUACAAUGGUGAUCGAUACAGCAUGUUCAUCAUUUUUCUCUGCUCUUGCUGUUGCUUGCGAUAACAUUAGAAUGGGUAAUUGUCGGGCAGCUCUCGUUGGAGCUGUUAAUAUUAUCCUUAAUUUGAAAUCUACUUCAGUAUUGGAAAAUGCCCAAAUGCUCAGUAAAACAGGCUUUUGCAAAGUAUUCGACAUGGAUGCGGACGGAUAUGCCCGAUCGGAAGGCGCUGCUAUGAUAUUAAUUCAGGGACUAAGUGAGCAAAGUUAUAAUUCAGGGAACGAAAAGUUAGCUAUCCGGCGAAAUGAUAUGACGUUUACAAUCGAAUCGUACGGUAUGGGACAUAAUGGACGAUCGAAUGGGCUUACGAUACCAAAUGGUAUAAGUGAGUACGAACUAAUUAAUAGGGUUAAUACGAAACGUGUAAAUACGUCAAUGAUAAGUUGGGUAGAAGCUCAUGCGGCAGGUACACCAUUAGGUGAUCCAAUUGAGACGGAAGCUAUUAUUAGAGCUCUAGCAGAUUUAUCGUACACAGAUCAUCCGAUUUACAUUACGUCUGUAAAAAGUUCAAUUGGUCAUUGUGAGGCUGCAGCCGGUGCUGCAUCUUUGAUAAUGGCGCUUGAGGCAUAUCGUCAUCGUUACCUACCACCAAUCCAACAUUUUAAAUUGCUAAAUACAAAUAUCAUGAACGAAGCUAUGCUAAGUGUACCAGUAAUUGGCGAAGAAUUAUCGGAUAAUUUUGAUAUGCUUAUAAAUAGUUUUGGUUUCAGUGGUACUAAUGUAUCGAUAGUUCUUAAAGGAUGUAAAAGAAGACAACUGGAGAAAAAUGAACAAACACUGAAUCAUCCAGCGAUGAAACAACCCAGCCAUUUUUCAUGCAUUCUUCUAUGCUCUGCAGAUGAUUCAAAAUCAUUCAAACUGGUAUCUGAAAAAUUAGAGGAGUAUCUGAAAGAAGUAAGCUACAAUCUUGCAACAGUUUGCACAUGCUUACAAAAUUUGAGGAGUACCGGAAGAUAUCGGACAGCAAUGCCGAUUAAACGACAUACACAAAAAUGGAUACCUUUCCGGAUAACGAAUAAACCACAGAAAUGGACCAAAGUUGUUUUGAGUUUGGGAAAAAGUCCAGAACCGUCUAUGAUCGCUGAACUAUUCAUAGUCUAUCGUUCUUUCCGGAAAAUUUUCAUGGAUUAUAUCAGAACUUAUAAAUGUGCAAAUAAUUUUACACCAUCCAAACGAAGCGGAAAAUUUGCAUACGAAUAUAUUUCAAAACUUUCAUUGAUUACAUUUUUACUGGCCAUUGGAAUAAAUCCGUCAACAAUUAUAGCACCCACUAGAAUCGAUCGAAUUGUUGCAGAAAUAAUAAAGCGAAAGUAUAAGACGAAAUAUGCUCUAGAAGCAAUAAAUAAUUCCAAAAAAGGAAUGCCAUAUCAGCGUUGCAAUUUUGAAAUACAACAAGAAAUAGUUUCCGAAGAUUCUGAUUGCAUUUUAAACGUGCAAACUUUGCUGAUUGAGAAACUUGAAAUGGUAUGUGGUAAUAAUUGGAAGCGGUCAUUUACUAAUCAAUUCGCGGAUACAAUUUGUCAAUUAUAUGAGCGCUUCAUUGAUAUCAAUUGGCAGGUACUUAAUGAUCGAGCAGCUGAAACAUGCCUUAUACCGGAUCCUGAAUAUUCCAAGAAAAAAUAUUGGCCUUUUACUGACCUUAAUAUGCAACAUAUCGAUUAUAAUAAUUUUUCGUAUGGCGAAGUUCCCUUUUCGAAUUUGCAACCGGAAAUAUCUCAAACGAUUAAGAAACUUGAUGAAGCAGAUUCCUUAAUUGAUUCAUUUAACAGUAAUAAUAUUGAUAGUAGCAAAAUGGAUUUGAUCAAUCAUCACUACUUAUACAAAUUAGUUCAAAAAAAAUGCAUACCACCGAAUCCGAAACGAAUUAUUCCAUUUAUUGCUAUCAAUCUUACCGAUUCGACAACAAUUAUAGGACAACAAGCUAUCUUUAUUGAUAAGAUAAACGAUAAUAACGAUAUUUUUAGGAUCAAAAAGCAGCUUGAUCUACAUAAAUGUACAAAGUUGGUAUUAGAAUGGAUAGUUGACGAGGAAAAUGUACUGGAAAAUACCAUAAGGCAAAGGAAUCAACGAUUAUUUGCGCCAUUUUCUGCUUUACUGAAAACAUUAGCAAUGGAACAAGCAAAUGUAAAUUUCAAAGGUAUCCAUGCUGAUAUCAUCGAUCAACAACUUUUCUACGAAAUUUCUGAUGAAAAUUUUCUCAAUGAAAUAAUUUAUCACAAUAAUGGUAAUCGAUAUGUUGAAAAAUUGCAACAAAUUGUUGAUAACACAGUGAUAAUUGUACGACAAAUAAGAAAUGUUGGUCGAAUACUGAUAACAGGAAAUAUUCGAGGAAUAGCGAUGGAAUUGAUUAAAUUGUUAAAACCUUAUUUGGCGGUAGUUGUAUCCAGAAGUAUGCCAAGCAUUUGCAACAAUGGUGAUAAUAGCUCUGUGGUUAAAACAAUACAAACAGAUUGUACCAAUUACAAGCAGAUGGAAAAAAUUUUCUCGACAUUUGCACCAUUCGAUUUUGUCUUCCAUUGUGCAGCAACAAUAAAUAAUAGUUUGAUGGAAAAUAUGAACGUGAAAUUGUUUAAAACGGUAUGCUGUCCAAAGGUUAUAGGUUUACAGAAUAUUAUCAAGCUUUCGCGGGUAUAUCCAAUCAGGAAAAUAGUAGCAUUCUCAUCAGCGGCAACUAUUUUUGGCUCUGCUGGGCAAGCUAAUUAUGUUGUCGCCAACGAACUUAUGGAAUAUUUGAUGAAAAGAAAUGUGCCAGAUGGUUUGUUCAUUAGCUGGGGACCAUGGGAUGGACGAGGACUUUUGGUUGGCGAACAUAUGGCUGGCAUCCGGAAACAAAUCCAGAAUAGCGGUUGGAAAUUAAUGCAAGUAGGACAGGUUGCUCAAUUAUGCUGUAAAUUACUUUCCAAUACAGGUCAUCAUAUAGCAAUGGAUGUUAAUUUUGAUGUACUUCGAAAAAAGCAUCCGUACCUGAACAGCUUUCUAAAAUGUAUUCCAGAUAAUAAGAUCUAUAAAAAUGACGACCUGCAUUUAGAUUGUAAAUCAAGAAAAGAUUUCAAUGAAAUAAUCAAGAAUUGUAUUACAGAGAUAAGCGGUAUUACAGAUGUAAAGCCUGAUGUUGGUUUCAUGUCAAUGGGAAUUGAUUCAUUGAUGAUCUCUGAAAUGCUAACAUUGCUUAAAGAACGAUUAAAUUUGAAUAUUUCAAUUGCUGUUCUCUACGAAUACUCUACUGUGGAAAAACUAUCACAAUAUUUAUCGCAAAAUAUUUCGACAGGUUGUAAAUUGAUAAAUGAUAUGAAAGUAAAAGAUACAAAUGAUGAGGUUGCAAUAAUUGGUUAUUCGGGAGCUUUUUCCGGAGCACCUGAUGACGAGACAUUUUGGCAUUCUCUAUUAGAUGGCAAAGAAUUAGUUGGACAUCACAAAAAAACUAUAAAUGAUAAUUAUGAAGUAAUAGAAGCAGCUGGCACAGUACCAGAUAUUGACAAAUUUGAUUAUCGAUUUUGGAAAAUGAGUCCUGAUGAUGCAAGUUACAUUGAUCCACAAAUCCGGAAAUUUAUUGAGCAUGCAUAUGUUGCUCUUGAACGAUCAGGUCUUAUAAGGCUCAAAAGUAAGCUGAGAAUAGCAGUCGUUGCUGGUGCUGAACCAUCAGAAUAUCGCCCAAAAUCACGCCGUAUCGGUGGUAUCGAAGAUUUAUACGAAAUGAAUCAGAAGGAUUUUGUUGCUGCAUGGACCAGUCAUUUGCUCGAUCUUCAUGGUCCAUCAUUUGGAGUUUAUUCUGCCUGCUCCACUGCUCUUGUUGCUAUUGUACAGGCUCUUAAUUUGUUGCAUAAAAAUCAAUGUGAUGUUGCGCUUGCGGGUGCCGUAUCUUUGACUAUACCUCGUACUGAUAACAGCAGUAGCUUACGAGGAAUGGUACUAUCAUCUGAUGGUCAUUGCCGACCAUUUGAUCAAAAAUCGAGCGGAACGGUUCGAGGUUCGGCAGUUGGUGUUGUUGUAUUACGACGCCUUAGUCAGGCUCGAGAAACCAAUACUCCGGUGAUAGUUAAAAUAGUAGGCUAUGGGAUUACUAAUGAUGGCCUGUUAAAGUCUAGCUUUAUGGCACCGAAUAUCAGCGGUCAGUUAACUUGCAUGAAGGAAGCAAUUGAAAUGACCGGUACAGCUGAAGUAGAUUAUAUCGAAUGUCAUGGGACUGGGACAACAACGGGUGAUCUAAUCGAACUUACAGCAAUGUCCCAAUUAUAUCAUCGUGAUACAUUAAUUGGUUCAGUGAAGGCUAAUAUCGGACAUGCGUUAGCUGGAGCUGGCAUUGGUGCUGUUAUUAAAUUAUGCAAAAUCGCCGAAAUGAGAAUUAUUCCGAAACAAAUUAAUUUUGAUAAAUUAAAUGAGAAUCUGAAAGAUGUUAGUUUCAAAAUUAACCAAUGUAACAUCGAAUUUCAAAAGAAAAAACUACGACUUGCUGUGAAUUCUUCUGGUAUUGGUGGAACUAAUGCACAUAUCAUUAUGGAAAGUGAUGAUCACAUGUCUUCCAUCAAUCAUUCAAAUAUUAAGCAACGUUUUUAUGCUUUAACAAUAUCCGGUAGAACUGAAAAUGCGUGCAUUCGUCUUUGUGAUCGUAUAUCUAAUUAUCUGAAAUCAGAAAUGGAUUUAACUCAAAUAGCAAGUACAUUACAAAACUAUCGUGAACAUUUUGAAUAUCGGAUUGGUAUAAGUGUACAAUCAGCUACGAACGCCAUCAAUCAACUGAAAAAUAUUAGUAAAAUGGAAAAGAUGAUCCAAUUGAAUCAAGAAAAUGUCGCAUUCUAUUUUGCGCCUCAAGGAUUGGAAUAUUCUAAUAUGGGAUUGGAAGCAAUGGCUUAUAAUGAAGUAUUUCGUGAAGUGAUGCAGAAAUGUUGUCAUAUUGCUACCAAAUUAAUUGGUAUCAAUUUUCACACUAUCAUUCAUCCACAACAAAAAUUUGAUUCGCGAUAUGCAAUUAUCAAACAGCCGUACUCACAAAUAGCAACAUUCAUUAUUUGUUUUGCUUUGGCGGAGCAGUUACGAGCCUGGGGAAUUGAAGGAUGCAUAAUGAUAGGACAUAGUUUAGGUGAAUAUGUCGCGGCUGCUCAAGCUGGCGUCUUUGAUAUGGAAACCGCAUUAAAGAUACUGUUCAAACGAGGAUGUUUAAUUGCGAAAACGGAAAAAGCAAAAAUGCUUGCUGUAAAAUGCUCAGAAUUUGCAUUCGAAUUACCGAUAAGAAAUACCGAUGAAAAACACCUGAAAAUUGCUAGAACAAUUGAAGUUUCUGCUAUUCUUCGUUCGGAUCUUAAAUGUUUAGUUGGAAAGCCUGAAAGAAUUGAUGAGUUGAAAAAAAAACUGGGGGAGGACGAGAUGCAUUGCAGGGAAUUGGAGACAAAUUAUGGUUUCCAUAGUUCAUUCAUGGAUUCCAUACUUGAAGAAUUUGAGCAAUUUUUGGAAAAUUUCACUUUUCGAGAGCCAACAAAACGAAUUUUGUCAAAUAUUAACGGCCAACUUAUAAAGCAUUUUGAUAGCAAAUAUAUGGUGGAACAUAUGAGAAGCACAAUUCGAAUCGAUAAAUGUAUCAAAAAUUUGGGCAGCGAAAUUAAGAUAAUCAUAGAAAUUGGUCCAAAAGGAAUUCUCGAAAGUUUAUUGAAAGAUAAUCCAUGUGAAAUUGGAGUAAUUUCAACAUUACCAUCUAAAAAACAAUAUGAAAAAGGUUAUGAUACAGGUGACUUGCUCGGUAUCGCGACGAAACUAUGGAUGAAAGGUUAUCAGCUAAAUUGGGAAAGGAUUUGUGGAAAUUAUAGUUUUGAUAAACGUCUUCCAAAUUAUCAGUUCGAAAAAAAUAUUUGUUGGGAAUAUCAAGACAAGAAGUGGAAUAGAGAAAGAUCUGACGUAAACCUAUAUGAACCAUGCUGGAUACCAUACAAAUUUACAACCCGAAAACGAUUUCCGAAAGGAGUUCUAUUGUUUUUACCGAUUAUAUGCACAAAGCCAAUCAGUACACUUCUUACAGUACUGCAUAAUCUGUUUGUACCGGUUCAGUGUAUUUUCAAUGAUACUUUCUCAACCGGAAAUAUAAAUGUAAUAAAUGGCAACAUUUAUAUAAAUUCGAAUAAAGAAGAAUCAUAUCAGCAAUUAGCCAAUUUUCUCCGUAAUAAUAAUUUUUACUAUGAUACUAUAAUUCAUGCAUGGAAUUUUCCGAUAAAUUAUGGAAAAGAACGAAUCGAUGAUUCUUACUUACUUUCAAGUUUUUAUUCCAUAUAUUGGAUUUUAACAAAUGUUAUACAAAAUAUAACUAAUCUAAGAUUUCUAGUAAGUAUUGAUUGGAAUGCGGAGCCAGAGAUAUUCACAAUUCUUGGACCAAUAAGAGAAUUAACAAUGACAAGACAAUUAACGCAAACUGUUUGUAUUCUUUGCACACUGGAAGUUGAUUUAUUUGAGGCAUUACAAUUAUUUGAAUCUUAUCAACCAGAUUUUUCGUUGAUUCGAAAUUCAAUAAAUGGAGAAUAUGAACAUUUUUCCUACCGAUUGAAAGAAAUUGAAAGCGAUAAUUACUUUACGAAAAGUUGGAAGAAUGACUGUCUUAUUCGAAGCGCUGAUGUCGUUGUGAUUUUUGGAUUUGGCAACAUUGGGCAAUCUUUCAUCACUGUUCUUUGUCAAAACUUCGACUUUUUAACGAUUUGUAUAGCUAGUCCUAAUGCUACACGCCAUUUUCUAGAAUUGCAUAAUACAAUUAACCAAUGGAAAAGUUCAAGAAAAUUUAGAAUGUCGGAAAAAGUUGACGUUACUAAUAAUCAACAUGCAAUUCUUGCAUACGACGUCGAUAUAACGAAUGAAGAACAAGUACAACAUUUCCUGAACCAAAUAAUGCUGCAGCAUGGACAGAUCAAUGUCAUAAUCCAUGCAGCAGCUGGAAAAAUUGACAGUACUAAAUUCGAAAAGAGUUUCGAUCAAAUACAAUUUGUAUUGCAACCGAAAAUUCGAGGUAUCCGGAACAUAAUUGAUACUUUGCGCAAAAAUGAUAUUAGUAUUCAUAGCCUAAUCCUUAAUUCAAGCCUGAAUACAUUAUUUGGAUUACCUGGUAAUAAUGAUUAUGCAGCAUCAAAUAUUUUUCUGGAUGCAUGUUGCAGCAGAAGUUUUCAUAACAUCCAAAAUAUCACAACUAUACAAUGGACUGGUUGGAAAGAUAGUAAUAUGCUUAGCUCGUACGCGAACAAGGAAAAUAAAAGUCAGAAUCCGGUAACAAACUUUAUCAUAGAAUACUCAUUAUCAGUGAAAGAAGCUGAACGAAUGAUAUGGAAAUGUUUGCAUCAACGAGGAUUGAUUGCUGUAUCAUCUGUUAGUCCUAAUGAUAUUGUUCAUGAAAUUCGUAAAUUAAAUUUUACUGCGAGUGAUAAAUUCGCUACUAUUCCAGUGCAAGAAAAUAGCAUGGGAAAGAAUUGCAGCGAUUUAAGAAAUAUUGUUGCGCAGAUUUGGAUGGAUUAUUUGGGUGUUGAACACGUAACCUAUCAUGAUGACUUCUUUCAAUUAGGAGGACAUUCCUUAAAUGGCAUGCAAAUUGUUUGGGAAAUUAAUCGUAUUAUGCAAAUUGAUUGCAAACUGGAUGAUCUGUUCCGAAAUUCACAAUUCGAAAACUUUUUGAAAUUUUUGCAAAAAUUAAUUAUUAAUAGAAAAGAUCGAAAAUUUCCAUAUAAUUUGGAAAGUUACAAAAUUCUUGAUAAUACUGGCAAAUUGAAAAGGAUCCCAUUGAGUUAUCCGCAGGAAAAUAUGUACAUCUUAAGGCAAUUGCAACAUCCAACUCUCUACAAUAUUUCCUUUUUAUUAACAUUCCAAGAAUCACUUUGCAUUAAAAGCUUACGAAAAGCGCUACUAUUUCUUAUUGCGCGACAAACUUCUCUUCGAACCGCAUUUUCAGUAUCAAAUAAUGCAUGCUAUCAGGAAAUUCAAUCUCUCACUGAGUCCUAUUAUCAUGUAACUUGGCCUAAUAUGGAUGAAUGCGAACGUCGAGAGCUGAUAAAAAAUGAGAAAAAUCAUAUAAUGGAUCUGAGUAAGAUUCCGUUCAGAAUAUUAGCAAUGUGUAGUAAUGGGACUGAUAUGAAGGAAAAUAAAUACAUGAUAAUGAUUAGCCAACAUCAUAUCAUUACUGAUGGUUGGUCGAUGACUAUUUUUGCCAAUGAAUUAGGGCAGCUUUAUGGUUACUGCUUAAAAAACCAACAUAUUCCGAAAAAUUUCAAAAGGUUAUCCCGGGAUGUAACUCAUUUCGCAAUUUGGCAACGUAGCAACAAAUUUACUGAGACAGUACAAAAUGAUCUUCAACGAUUAUGUACUAAACUUCAAGGACUUCAAGCAACACGGAUUGUCGCGCAGAAGACCACAAUUAUGGUAUCAAAAUUAAUUAGCCAAAAGACAUUCUCAAUUCCAGCAUCGCUUUGUUCACAAAUUAAUCGAGUAGCCAAACAAUAUCAACAAACGGUGUAUACAGUAAUGCUUACUGCAUUCCUAUGUCUUGUUCGAAAAUUUUCGGAUAAUUACAGCAACAACACAAUUUUAAUCGGCUGUCCGGUAUCUGGAAGAAUAGGUGCAGAAGAAAUGAAAUCGGUUAUGGGUUAUUUUUUGAAUAACAUUAUCCUAAUUAUUAAGGAUUUCAAAAUGAACGCAACAAACAAUGUUCUUUUUGAGCGAGUUAAAAAAGCAAUUCAGGAGGCUCGAUCGUUUGAGCAUUUGCCAUUUCACUUAUUGGUAGCUAAAUUGUCACAUCAACGACGACAUAUUCAGCAACAUCCUAUUUUCGAUAUAUUUUUUAACUAUCGUCAUAAUCUUGACUUUCCGAAAAUCAAAAUUUCUGAUGUAGGAAAUACGAUAACACAACUUACCACCAAUGAUGCAUUUGAUUUUGCAUGUACAAUUGAUGAAACAGAUGGAGGAACAUUGAUUACCAUUGAUUACAAUGUUAAUCAAUACUCGAUUCAGCUUGUCGAUGACAUGAUUGCAGUUUAUUUUAAAUUGCUAAAAUCUCUUAGUGGCCAAUCUGAUAGCGGAAAAAAAGUAAUGAAUGAUUUAAGAUGUAAAACUCAUCAUGAUAUAUUAUCAGGAAGUGUCAUUGAUAUAAUUGAGCAACAAUCUGUGCUUAGUGAUAAGCUUACUGCUUUUUGCUAUUUACACCAAAUAAUUACUUAUCGACAAAUGCAUGAUAUGAUUCAUAUAUUUUCGAACAAAAUUAAACAAUUUUAUUUGCAAAAUAAUUGUGAGAGCAUUCGUGCUGAUACAAUAAUACCGAUAUGUGCCGAUUCAAAUGCAAUAAUAAUACCAUUACUAGCAGUGCAACUAACUGGUGCAGCAUACGCACCUAUCGAUCCUGCGAAUUCUACAACAGUGAUCUUACAAUUAGUGCAAGAUAUUGGUGCAUCAAUCAUUAUUGUUCAAAAAAAUGAUUUAGGCUUAAACAUUCCUGCAUUAUCGUUAACUCAUUUUUCAUCAUUGGAUUGCCGUCAAUCUUGUAUUUAUGAUAUAGAAGGAUGGAAAACGGACAAAAAAGCAGAUAACAGAAAACGUUUACAAAGCUCUGAUGCAUCAUACAUCAUUUUCACUAGUGGUUCUACCGGAAAACCAAAAGCUGUUUGUGUCACGAAUCAGAAUCUUCUCAAUUUUAUAUUUACAUCAACUCAGCAAGCAACUUUUCGUCCCAAACUUCGCGUCUAUCAUUCUGUUAACACAAUUUUUGAUGUAAGUUGCGUGAAUAUUUUCACAACUUUUUCAAAUGGUUGUUGUCUGAUUGCAUCGCAAAAUAUUCUGAAUGCAACAGUUGAGAUUGUUCAGAGAAAUGUGAAGUUUGCUUUCUUACCAUCGGCUUUAUUUAAUAUGCUUGAUGGUGAUGAAAUUAUCCAACUUCAACAGUUGGAAAAGCUAUAUGUUGGUGGUGAAACACCAAAUAAUGAGCAACUUAAUCGAUUUUUACAAGUGGGAAUUCGAAUUUGUCAAAUUUAUGGUCCAACGGAAACUACUGUUUGGUCAUUAUCAAACAAUUGUUCUGUAUUAGAAUAUGAAUGUGGUCGAGUAAUCGGAUCACCGUUGAAUAAUGAAACUGCAUAUCUUUUAGAUCCAGAAAAUAAUAUAACAUGCAGUGGUGGGAAAGGUGAAUUAGUGAUUUGUGGAGAAGGCGUUUCACGCGGAUAUUUAAAUCAGGAAGCAAAUGUUUUCACGAUCAAUAAGUUUCACACUAAAGAAGAUGAAAUUUUAAGUCGUAACAUGUUUUGCUACUAUACGGGUGAUUUUGCAAUGAAACUCGGUGAAAAGUAUCAUUUCUUAGGACGAAAAGAUAAGCAACUUAAGGUACGUGGUUAUCGUGUGGAACCUGCGGAAAUCGAAACCGUAAUAAAACAAUGGGAUUCGUCAGUUCGAAAUAUUGCUGUUUUAAAAAAUGAUCAAUUAGACAAUUUAUUCCUAUUCAUUGAAAAAGAUACCAACAGUCAAUACUGUGAAAGAUUGCGACAAUAUCUAAAACAGCAUUUGCUUCAUUUUAUGAUACCCAAGAAAAUCAUUAUGUUGCAACGAAUGCCAUUAAAUAAGAGUGGGAAAAUUGAUAUCGGUAAGUUGAAAGAAAUGAUGAAAAGUGACUAUUUGGCUAAUAAGGAUAAUACGACUUCCGGAUUUUGUCAAUUUAACGAAGCAUUAUCCGAACAAAUACGAGAAAUUUGGUGUCAACUGCUUGGAAUUUCCAAUCCUAAACUUGAGGAUGAUUUCUUCAUAGUCGGCGGACACUCUCUUCUAUUGGUGCUUCUUCGAUAUAAACUUCGUGAUAAAUUCAAAUUUGAUCUUAACUUUGAACAUUUUUAUCGUCAGCCAACAUUAGCAGCGCUCAUUGAUAGUAUACAUACGAAUACGAAUGUAUACAACGAAGUAACAAAUGAGAAAAAAAAAACAUAUUAUCACCUUUGUCAAGACCAUAUGACCUUACGCUCCCUACCUUUAGCAUAUUCUAUUCCAAUGAUUCAAUCGCCAAGAUGUGUAAAUCUUCGAGAAACAAUAUCAGCUACCGGUAAUCUUUAUAUGAUACAUGCUAUCGCCGGUACAAUAUAUCCAUACUUUGGUCUACUAUCAGCUAUACCACAAUGCAUGAAUAUUUAUGCUAUUGAAUAUGAAUUUCACUAUCCAUCAAACAGUUUAAUGGAGCUUGCAUCUUUCUAUUCCAAACAAAUCAUCAAACAUAGCCAAAUGAAAGCAAUACAUUUAAUGGGACAUUCGUUGGGUGGCAUUUUGGCACGUGAAAUAGCACAAUUACUUAAUGUGAAUCGCGAUAGCGAAGUAACAUUUGUUAUAAUGCUUGAUUCGUGGUAUAUUGGUGUUGGUAAUUUACAGGUGAACAAUGUCAAGCGUUACCUUCAGGAAAAAUUAAAAGGUUUACCGGAUAAAGAGGAAUAUAUGAAGAAAUCAGUGAAAUUAACUGAAAUCCUGCAAAACCAUCAAUUUUCAGUCAAUUCUAUCAAAAUUUACCUAUUGAAAGCAAAGAAUCAUGGAAAUUUCCCCCUCAGAACAAACUUAAGAGGGCCAAAUUCCGAAGAGAAAACGCGAUCGAUGAUUUCAAAUGGUUGGCAGAAGAUUUCCGCGAAGAAGGUGGAUAUAUUUCUGGUGGAUGGUGAUCACGAUUCUAUGUUACACCAACAUAACAUAACCUUUCUGAGCAGCAUUUUUGCUUACAUUUAUACUAAGAACGGAAUGCUGGUUGAACAGGCUUGA